AUGCAAAUUUGCUCCUUGUUUGUUUUCAACCUGGCUCCCACCGCUCCCAGGGUCUCUGCCAUAUCCAGGGAUAUUUCCCAGCUGUGGCUGCAAAUUCGGGGCAAGGCUGCCCACGCGCUCGGGGGCUUCAAGCUGCAGCAGCCAGACAAGGUGUCGGUGACAGUGGGGGAGACGCUGACCCUGACCUGCACCGUGUCUGGAAGUGGUUCCCCUGGUGCUGUGAAGUGGCUGAAGGGCGGGAGCGGUGGGAAUGAGACCGUUUAUGAUCAGAAGACCUCCUUCCCUCGCGUGACGAGGGUGGUGAAUGGAUCCAACACAGACUUCAGCAUCCGCAUCCGGGAUGUUCACCUCGAGGACACCGGCACCUAUUACUGCGUGAAGUUCAUCAAAUCGGUGGGCACCGGGCAGCCCCGUGCCCACCACCCUCUCCCCGCUCUGCCUUGUAUCUCCACAGAGACAUCCCUGGUUCCCAGCAUGGUGGCUGCAGCUGUAGUGCUCUGCUUCCUCCUCCUCCUCGGCCUCUUCAUCGCCCUUUGCGUGUACAGGAGGAAGCGCAGAGGCGAGGCGAGGAGCCUGGCCGGGCUGGUGGCCACAGGCAGCUUCUUGUGCUCCCCUCUGCAGUGCUGUGCAGGGACCCCUGGCACCCCCAGCAGCAAAGUCCCGGGUGAAGAGACCUUACAUCUGCCCAGCCAGCAAAGCAGCAAGGAGGACGACAACAUCCACUACGCUGAUCUCCAGCCCCUGCCUGCAGCCCCGUGGCACGGCAAGAGCCCCAGUGCAGCCUGCUCCGAGUACGCCAGCGUCCAGGUAGCUGCCAAGUGACAUGUGGCACCGCAGCCAAAGAGCCCAUUUUGGGAGAAGAAACAGGGGCAUUUCUGCAGGGCACAGUAAAGAAGUGGGUCUGUUUGCAUGGCACAGCCCGGACCAAGCUCAGCACGCCGUGUUCAGGGCUGGCAAAGCUUCCCUAAUUCAUCCCCGUCUCAGC
Molecule: messenger RNA, 985 nt
Organism: Egretta garzetta (little egret)
Lineage: Eukaryota; Metazoa; Chordata; Aves; Pelecaniformes; Ardeidae
Exons: 4
Coding region: 1-822 (273 amino acids)
Cellular component (GO): plasma membrane
Source: RefSeq, a predicted model, not a curated record